Messenger RNA from Mesocricetus auratus (golden hamster), 2968 nucleotides. Its product is annotated as semaphorin-3E. Gene Ontology annotation, molecular function: chemorepellent activity; semaphorin receptor binding. NCBI's taxonomy places the organism in Eukaryota, Metazoa, Chordata, Mammalia, Rodentia, Cricetidae. The record is from RefSeq and is a predicted model, not a curated record. Gene Ontology annotation, biological process: positive regulation of cell migration; neural crest cell migration; semaphorin-plexin signaling pathway.
UGUUUCACUUGGAGCCACACAGAUCUGAGAGAGGAAGGGGCAGAUGUCCUUUCGACCCCAGCUCCUCCUUCGUCUCGACUCUAGUUGGCAGCGAACUGUUUACUGGACUCUACAGUGACUACUGGGCCAGAGACUCUGCGAUCUUCCGCAGUCUGGGGAAGCUAGGCCAUAUUCGUACGGAGCAUGAUGACGAGCGGCUGCUGAAAGAACCAAAAUUUGUAGGUUCGUAUAUGAUCCCUGAUAAUGAAGACAGAGAAGACAACAAAAUGUACUUCUUUUUUACUGAGAAGGCACUGGAAGCAGAGAAUAGUGCUCACACAAUCUAUACCAGAGUGGGUCGUCUGUGCGUGAAUGACAUGGGGGGACAGAGAAUACUGGUGAAUAAGUGGAGCACAUUCCUUAAAGCAAGGCUGGUUUGCUCUGUACCGGGAGUGAAUGGAAUCGACACAUAUUUUGAUGAGCUAGAGGAUGUGUUUCUGUUGCCUACCAGAGAUCCUAAGAAUCCAGUGAUAUUCGGACUGUUUAACACUACCAGCAAUAUAUUUAGAGGCCAUGCUAUAUGUGUCUAUCACAUGUCAAGUAUCCGAGAAGCCUUUAAUGGUCCAUAUGCACAUAAAGAAGGCCCUGAAUAUCACUGGUCACUCUAUGAAGGAAAAGUCCCUUACCCGAGGCCUGGUUCUUGUGCCAGCAAGGUGAAUGGAGGGAAGUAUGCAACCACCAAAGACUACCCUGACGAUGCCAUUCGAUUUGCAAGAACUCACCCACUAAUGUAUCAGACCAUAAAACCUGCUCAUAAAAAACCAAUACUAGUAAAAACGGACGGAAAAUAUAACCUGAAGCAACUAGCAGUGGACCGAGUGGAAGCCGAGGAUGGCCAGUAUGAUGUUUUAUUUAUUGGGACAGAUAGAGGAAUUGUGUUGAAAAUAAUCACCAUUUACAAUCAAGAAACCGAGGGGAUGGAGGAAGUCAUUUUAGAGGAACUUCAGAUAUUCAAGGAUGCAGUUCCUAUCGUUUCUAUGGAAAUCUCUUCAAAGAGACAACAGCUCUACAUCGGAUCACCCUCCGCAGUGGCACAGGUCAGAUUCCAUCACUGCGACAUGUAUGGCAGUGCUUGUGCCGACUGCUGCCUGGCUCGAGACCCUUACUGUGCCUGGGAUGGCAUAUCCUGCUCCAGGUACUACCCAACAGGUGCACAAGCAAAGAGGAGAUUCCGCAGGCAGGACGUUCGGCACGGCAAUGCUGCACAGCAGUGCUUUGGACAACAGUUUGCUGGAGACGUUUUGGACAGGACUGAGGAGAGGUUGGCGUAUGGCAUAGAGAGCAACAGUACUCUACUGGAGUGCACGCCGCGGUCCUUACAGGCAAAAGUCGUCUGGUUUGUUCAGAAAGGACAUGAAGCAAGAAAAGAAGAGGUGAAGACAGACGACAGAGUGGUGAAGAUGGACCUGGGUUUGCUCUUCCUCCGAGUGCGCAGUUCAGAUGCUGGGACCUAUUUCUGCCAGACGGUAGAGCACAGCUUUGUCCACACCGUGCGCAAAAUCACGCUGGAGGUAGUGGAAGAGCAGAGAGUGGAGGGGAUGUUUCUGAAGGACCACGGGGAGGGAAAACACAACAGGACACCCUGCCCGCCCCUGAGCAGUCUGCCGCAGGGCACGAAACCCUGGUACAAGGAGUUCCUGCAGCUGAUUGGCUACAGCAACUUCCAGCGAGUAGAAGAAUACUGCGAAAAGGUGUGGUGUACGGAUAAGAAGAGGAAAAAGCUUAAAAUGUCUCCCUCCAAGUGGAAGUACGCCAACCCCCAGGAAAAGAGGCUCCGCUCCAAACCCGAGCACUUCCGUCUGCCCCGGCACGCGCUGGACUCCUGAGGGCGCCCUCUGCCGGCUGCCGAGGGACCGCGCAUGGGAACCUUUAAAGGGAAGAGAAAGAAGAGUGACAGCAUGCAAAGUCCUUCCAUCCUUCAGACAGGGGGAAGGUGUCUUAAGUUAUUCCGCAUACUCAUCUUACUGCACAAACCGCUCACAGAACUAGGACUUAAACGAGUGUGUUGCUUAAAAGGCUUCACUUUGUGUUUGUCAACACAUGACCGUGGCUGCAAUUUUGAGUUCGAGCUGCUUUUCAGGGAAAUUAUUUCACCAUUGGAAUAUUUAAUAUAAUUAUAAUAUUAAAGGAAAAGUUAUAGAUUUUCAUAAUCAUGAAAAAUGUAAAACUUUAAUGCUUCUGGAGUUUUCCUUGAAACCAUAAGGUAAAAUGCACAGAAGAUCAGAUACUUUAGGACAUUCGUGAACUUUCUGUUCAGUCUCUGAGUUAUUUUUAGGCCAUGAGUUUUAAGUAGUUGUGAUUGCUAUAAAGCAACUGUAAAAGUAACCUGUUACAUGCCGUUCUGAGGCUCGUUCCUUCCAUGAGACUAUCAUUAAACUGUAUUAAAUAUUUCUAUUUUACAAACAAGACAAAUCGUUUAAAUUUCACUGCAGUGUGGAAGGAAGAUAUCCUCUCAGAAAGAUAUUUUCAAAUGUCAAAACAAGAAAGUAGAAUUGAAUCAAAAGGUCUGUGCUGCCCUCCUGUGGGAGAAGAAGGCAUAGUCGCUUAUAGAGCUUUUUUUUUCACAAUUACCCCGCAAAUUUGAAAAAUUGUAUGAGCAGAUACAUCUAGUUCAUUUUCAGAAAACGCAAUUAAGAAGAAGAACCAUAAUGCUUACAUCAUGGUUUAAUGUGGAAAUAAUAUGCUUGUAGAUAAUACAUGACUUCACAAUACACUGAAGAUGUAGCAGCAUUCAAGCUUUUAAAACGUAAAAGGCACACUUGUUGUCAGCCCUUCCCUGAGACCUGAGAUCCUCUGGAAGCGUGCUUUCCUGUACAGAAAUCAUCAAAGCGUUUUCCUCUUGUUUUUCUAUCCACAAAAAUUGCUUCUUGGGCUCAUCUGACUACUGAAAUAUCCAUUGUAUUUGUCUUAUAAAUAUUACCAAGAUUUA